This is a messenger RNA of Penaeus monodon (black tiger shrimp), 495 nucleotides long. Its product is annotated as vegetative cell wall protein gp1-like. The record is from RefSeq and is a predicted model, not a curated record. The transcript has a single exon. The coding region runs from base 1 to 495 and encodes 164 amino acids. NCBI's taxonomy places the organism in Eukaryota, Metazoa, Arthropoda, Malacostraca, Decapoda, Penaeidae.
AUGACACGUCAGGACUCAAGCUCUCCGCAGCCUCCAGCACCACCUAGCUCCCCACGGCCUAAACCUAGACGACUUCAGCGUCAGGACUCGAGCUCAUUCCAGUCCCAGUUGCCUCCUGCAUCUCCUAAGUCCCCCUUCAUAAACAAAGAUUCGCUUGCUUUCCAGACACCGAUUCCGAGUUCGCCCGGACCUUAUAUAAAUCAGGAUACACUUUUCCCUCAUUCCUCAGACAUCCCAAGUUCGCCUGAGGGUCAUAUCCUCAGUCGUGAAGAUUCCCUUUCACCCCAGCCCAUGCCCCCACCAAGCUCUCCUCAGCCGAAACCCCGUCGUUUUCAGCGUCAGGAUUCAUACAAAUCUUUGCCCCCGAUUCCUCCAUGUUCCCCUAAAUCACCUUUCAUAAACCGCGAAGAUAAAUUUUUCACCCAGACUAAGCCAGCAGCUAGUCCACAACACGUUUUAAAACUCGUGACGACUCCCUGUCGACCCAGCCCCUAG